This is a messenger RNA of Platichthys flesus (European flounder), 3834 nucleotides long. RefSeq names its product 3'(2'), 5'-bisphosphate nucleotidase 2 (gene bpnt2). Gene Ontology annotation, cellular component: endomembrane system. Gene Ontology annotation, biological process: phosphatidylinositol phosphate biosynthetic process. The transcript is spliced from 8 exons. The record is from RefSeq and is a predicted model, not a curated record. Lineage: Eukaryota; Metazoa; Chordata; Actinopteri; Pleuronectiformes; Pleuronectidae. Gene Ontology annotation, molecular function: 3'-nucleotidase activity. Bases 498 to 1532 code for a protein of 344 amino acids.
UGACCCGGAAGUGAAGCGAUGCAGCUGUAACCUCGGCUGUGUGCAUAGGGAGGAGGAAGAUGAGGGAACAGAGGAGUGGUUGUUCUGCCUCUCUACCUGUGAACACUCGGCUGGGACAGUGAACAGUGAACAGUGAGCAGUGACUAUAAGCAGCGGACACAUUCACAGGAGCGGAAUGUUACUGCAGACAUGACACCACUGACACCGGAGGAGGACGACGGACGGAGCUAAGCGCCUCGAAUACUUAUGAUCCCGUGUGUGUUGUAUAUUGUGUGUGGGCUCUGUGACAGCUCCUGUCUCUCCUCCUCAUGACAGUCUACACAUUUAUCUGAAACCUUGCUGCCAGUGUGAAGCAGCUGUUAGCUCCGUUAGCUUCGUUAGCCUGUGACACGUCAACCUAGCCUUCAUCUUCCUCCAGCCGUGCUUUGCACGCUCAGCUCCUCUGGACGCGUGUCACUGGGUCUUCACUGUUUCAACUUAGGAGGGUCUAUCGAUCCAUGGCUCCGAUGGGUGUCCGGCUGUCACCGCUUGGUGUCGGGGUGUUUCUCCUUCUGGGAGUCGGUGUCAUCUACCACCUGUACGCCGGGGUCAUCUCCAACCGCCUGGCUGCUUUCAGAGAGAGGAGAAACGUAGAUCUGAGGGACCUGCUGGCGAUCUCAGUGGAGGCGGCUGUACUCGGUGGCAGAGAGGUGAAGAAGGUUCAUGAGGAAAAUGGCCUGAAGGAGAGGUCAAAGGGUAAGACGAAGGAGGGAGCCAAUGAGCUGCUGACCAUGGGUGACCUGCAGUCCCACAGAAAGAUGUAUAACCUCAUAAAGAAUACCUUCCCGGAAGUCACGGUGAACAGUGAGGAACAUGACAGCAUGGUGGAUAAGGAAGCAGCCUGGAGCCGGGACAUUCCCACGGACAUACUAGACAAGAUAAAAGAAGGCAAGGAGGCUUCUUCUGAGAGUGUCACAGUGUGGAUCGAUCCUUUAGACGCCACACAGGAAUAUACAGAGAACCUUGUUCAGUACGUGACCACAAUGGUGUGUGUGGCGGUAGAUGGUAAACCAGUCAUCGGGGUCAUACACCAGCCAUUCACUGGGUUCACUGCCUGGGCGUUUGUGGGUCAGGGAUCGAACAUGCACCCCCGCUCGUCCUAUAGCAUCAGCCCUCCAAGUGUGAUAGUGUCACGUUCCCACUCUGGACAAGUUAAGAAUUACAUUCAUGAUGCUUUUGGAAACAGCACAACAAUCACAGAAGCUGGUGGAGCAGGAUAUAAGGUCCUGGCACUCCUGGAGAUGCCUGCAAGUGAAAAGUCCUCUAUAGACCAGGCAGAUGUUUACGUCCACAUCACCUUCAUUAAGAAAUGGGACAUCUGUGCUGGUGCAGCUGUACUGAAGGCACUGGGAGGCCACAUGACGACCCUGACGGGAGAGGACAUUGACUAUAGUGGUGAAGCACUCAACAAAGGAGGACUGGUGGCCAGUGUGGGUGUGGACCAUAAGGCUGUUCUGGAGAAACUACCCAGCUGGAACCCUGAGAAGCACUGAAACACACAAACCAAGAGCCAGUGGUUGUGAUACGUGGCGGCCCUUUUUCUUUCAACUGGGAUUGGCCUGGACACGUUUAACAAUUCUGCACUAAUUCAUUAUCGUGGGUCACCAAACAUCUACUUGUCAGCUGAUUGGAGUCACUGUCACUCAGCAGGACUGUGGAACUGAAAACUGGAAUGGCUCUGACUACACACUUCUCCACAAAUACAUACUUGCAGCUAAGAGACAUGGUGCAUCUUCCUCUUCACAUGCUUACACAGUGAACACUGGACAACAAUUGCCAUCCCAGAAUCCCUUUCCUUCAUGUUCAGAGGACAACAGGAUGACUAAUGUGAAGAGUCAAACCGAGGAGCACAAUAUUGAAUACAAAGUGUUUUUAUUAUCAUUUUAUCUAGUCCCAUCUUCCUCACAAAACAAUCACAACGUCACCUGUUCAUGAAUUUGAGUCUGGGAAAAUGUUUGCAAAAAGGUGAACCGAUAACUGUAAGUCCUGUAGAUUAUAUCAUUAUAAUACGAGUCAUUGCAAAGGCCAGCUUCAUCAAGUUACCAAUUUUGCUAAAAUACAACCAAACAGUUUAAUCCCAAAUUAUUAGGAUCUUGGAAUCAUGAAACAGUCUUUACAGCCUUAUUCGACAAUUAAAGGUUUGAUGACAACAAUGUGCUUUAUAACUCGUUCUCCCCUUUUCUACUGCAGUUUCGAUCUGAUUGGUAAAAGAAAAGAAAACUGCAGCAAAGUCUCAUGCAGCGUCAACAAAUGCAGUCACUGAAGCCUCCUAUACACGUCUUGUUUUAAUGUAUGUCAGUAGAUGAUAACUCUGAUAAUGCGUUAUCAUCUACUGAUAACGCAUUAUCAGUAGAUAAUGCGUUAUCUACUGAUAACGCAUUAUCUGAUGAUGCACUGAUGAUGCAUUAUCAAUCAAAAUUUGAUUGAUUGAUAAUGCAUCUCUUGUCGUUUCAGUCAUUUUGGUUUUGUGGGUCGAAAAGGAUAUCAGUGUGUGCCAUGUAUUGUGUCCCCUUCAUAUCUAUCAUAGCAGAGGCGAUGGAUCCUUAUGUUGGUUUUGUGCUUUUGUGUGUCACAUUAUCGUCUACUCUUUCCUUCCACUGCUGCCAUGCUGCAGAGAUGUAGGGGGCUGAUAGGCAAGAAAGACCACACAAUACAUAUUGUGACGCUGUUUUGUCACAAUACAUUCAAUUUCAAUUAAGUCAAAUUUAGUUUUCCCAUUAACAAUUAUUGCCUUUUCCACUGAGGAUGAUUCAAUCUAUUUUCAGGUACACCAUGAUGUUUCCCUAAUUCUCCCUGGCUGGUAGUGUGUGCAAGAAAGAUGAUGAUGAUAAAGACAAAGUGUUUAUUGAAGCCCUCUACGGAGCAGAGGUCUGAUCAGUCAGAACAACUUAAAAACAACCAAGUUUUUCUUUGUUGUAUUUUACAAACCAGCACCAUAAAAUAUCCAUUACAAACUGUCUGGUUCGGUUAGACUCUUUCAUGUCUUACCUGUCCAGAGACUGGUCCCGCUCACUAUGUACAAUCUCAGUCACGAAGAGACUUGUGAAAUGUUCUGUUCAUCAUUUUCUGUUGGAGUCUGGACUCUGCCCUGUGUUACAGUACAUUGUGUACUUGCAUGGUUGUGUUCACUUUACACAGCAGGGGAAAAAAGUGACUGGCUCGAUCAGUACUGUCUGCCCUGAGUGUGUCUGUGUGUUUAAACUGGCACUUGGUUGUGCUACAGUUGCCGUGAACCCAUGUGAAAUUUAAACUCCCCUCAAUUUCUUGAAGAUAGAAGUAACUUGUUUCAUGUUCUGUUCUGUCUCAGCACCCUGUGUGUUGUCAAUAACCUUGUAUAGAUGCAAAACAAAUAUGUGUCGAAGGUUAAGAGUUAAAUACUCAGAUCAUGUUCUGCCUGAAGAUUAUAAUCGAUGAUGAUGAUGAGGAGAAGAAGCAGUCAGAAAGAUAAAUACCUUACUGGAUGAUGUGGCUCAAUUCAAAGAAGCAAGCAGCUUCAGGGUCCCAGGUAGAGCUGUUGGAGUUUGUGUGCUGAGUUUCAGUUUUAAGAUUUGAGUGCCUUUAAUCUGCACAACAUUGUUGAUGGAGGACGACGUUGGCCACAGCACUCAGCAUGGGUUCUUUAGAUGUUGCUUUGAUAACAAACAGUGAUAAACAAUUAAAUUUGUUGCGUUGACAUUUAAAUAGCACGGUGAUUGUUUGAAUGGACAUUUGAAUACUUGGGGUUGUGCUACACAUGUACUGCAUGAAAGACAUUUUGAAAUAUAAAAGAUUAAAUGGAACUUUCUGCCUAUUUUA